GCUCGGCGCUUCGAAUUCUCUCACGUUGAAGCCCUGAUGUGCGGCCAGCUACUUAACCCGCCUGCUGUACUGCUAUAUCGAAGAACUAGGACGCCACAUCGUCGUGCCUUGUGGCGGUGUCGAAGUGAAGCCGCGAAAGAAGGAAGGCAGCAAAACAAGGACAGGAGGCCCAGACCGAGCAGCAAUGGCUGCCGACGUGGCGGUGGCGCCUCACAACCGCAUCCCAAUCUCUGGCGGAAACAGCAGCGAAACGGUCAGCCCCAGUGCUUACAUGAGGCACAUAGACAGUGUGGUGACGCCAGAUUUCACCUCGGUCACCAACAGCCGGGAACGCUUCGUGGUGCUGGUGAUGAGCACCUUGCUCCUGCUCAUCAGUUGCACACUUUUCGCCGUCCUCUUUACGCUGCUCUCAGAUGACAUGUUUGACCUACCAACGGUAGUAGGUAAGCGUACAGGCUGUUUUAACUAUUCGUAUCAGUGCCCAUGAACAGUAUUAUGCUCGUUUUGGCAGUAUCGGUAGUUCUAAUGCAAAUUUACCAUCCUUGCGCAUGUAAUGCAACAACGGUCAAAAAUGUGUAUAUGCAAGAACAGCAUCAGGGGUUCGGGAGGAGCGCCUGAAGUGUUCUCGCUGUGCCGCUUUCUGAUAGAAUUCGGCAGAUGCUGAAUGUUUACACUCGUUUAACGAACCUCUACGUGGAAUGCUUCUUUUUCAGGGAUUUUACGGCUUGUUCUGGCUCAAUCUCUUCUCCUCCAUACCCUGCUUGCUAAACACUCACGCUGACUCUCUUUACAGGAACGUCGGCUAAGUCCCAGGAGGCGAUUGUACCUGGCCUUAUUUUUUUUUACCAGGCGCUGAUGGAGAUUGUUCGUGAGAUGAGAAAAGGACGUGAUUAUGAUUAUUAAAUAAAGCAUUAAAAAAGAACGCCAAUGUGUUCAUGCGCCUGU
Dermacentor andersoni is the source of this 945-nucleotide messenger RNA. The record is from RefSeq and is a predicted model, not a curated record. NCBI's taxonomy places the organism in Eukaryota, Metazoa, Arthropoda, Arachnida, Ixodida, Ixodidae.